AUGACGGAAGAAAAAAAACAGGAACAAAUCAUAAAUCAAGAUGGAGAAGUAGUGGACUUUACUGAUGUUAAAGCCGGUAUAGCUGCUUUGGAUAAGAAACAAAUGAUAAUCGAUUCUCAAAAGGCGGAAAUCAGAGAUUUGCGUAAGCAAGUUUACCAAAAAGAUGAAAAAAUAACGGACUUAAGUCAGAAUUUAGAACAAGCUUUAGAAGGCAAAAAUCGUUAUCAAAGGGAAUUUAUGAGGGCUAACAAAAUCAAUGUGGAGGCUCAAAAUAAAGAAAGAAGUCCUUCUGAUGGUUUUGUAGACGAUUUGGUUGGUAGAAUUAAAAGAAUGAAAACUG
Molecule: messenger RNA, 340 nt
Organism: Racocetra persica
Lineage: Eukaryota; Fungi; Glomeromycota; Glomeromycetes; Diversisporales; Gigasporaceae
Source: the annotation of a GenBank genome assembly